AUGCUGAGAAGGAAAAGGGCGUUUACAGAUGAGUCGCUGAUGCUGAUGGAGCGUGGGUUGCCCAGACUGGUCACCACUUCCACCACUCCGACGCCUACGACAGAGCCAACGACAGAGCCAACGACUACUAAGGAUGAGACAUCGCAGACCAGUGCAACUGAUGCUUCCACUGCUACCACUUCCACUGCUGCCACUUCCACUGCUGCCACUUCCAGUACUUCCACUGACAUCACAGCUACUUCAUUGACUAUAACCUCCAGCUCGUUGUCCACAGAUGUGGCCAACAUAGUGCCUCCAUCUGCUGAAAAUAACCCGUACAUAUUCAGGACUAGUGCGCUGUCUGGUACAGUGUUCAUAGCCGUGGGGUCUAUUGCGGGCGCCAUCUUGAUGCUGAUAUUCCUGUGGUGGUCGAUUACCAAAUACUUGAACUACAAGAGGACCAAGAAGGACUACCUCGAGAGCAUGGCUACGCAGUACCCGUACGGGUCCCGCGGUGGCCAUGCCCACCACAGCUCCAUUUUUAGCACCGCUAGCAGCGAUGUAUAUAGCUAUGGUGGGGACGAUGAGAAGCUGAGUCUGGGCCACUCAAGGUCGCAAUCAGUGGACAAGAAAACCCAUGAGAAGGUGAAGAAAUCGAAAAUUGGUUUGUUUGGUGGCAGCACCAACGACAUCUUCAAAACGCCUACUAGAAACGACUCAUGGGAAUCGCUGUCUGAUGCGAUUACCAAUUAUGGAGACGGAAGUGUCCACAGAUUCAACCCAAUCCAAGACGACAUCCAGUACAAUAAUAGAAGAUCAUUAUUUAUCUCACCAACUGUUGAAGUCAUGAACUUGCCAAGACAAGAAGUACCCGACAUAUUUGCCACUCCAAAGAAACAGCAGACAUCAAUAUAUAACGACUAUGAUACACCAUUGAUCCCAGACCUCAGUAAGCCAGAGGACGUGGCAUUGUCACCGCAGAGAAGUCACAGAAAGACGCCAUCAAACGAUAAAUACCACAGAAGGAAUAGGUCAUCAGCAAACUUAUCCCCCUCUAGGUCACCAACUAGAACACCCAUCAGAACAAGAAACAUGGCAAGAGACCAUAGAAAGACUCCAUCCAUGUACUUAGAGGACCUACUAGAUGAUAACUACUAA
Nakaseomyces glabratus is the source of this 1137-nucleotide messenger RNA. RefSeq lists its product as uncharacterized. The record is from RefSeq and is a predicted model, not a curated record. Lineage: Eukaryota; Fungi; Ascomycota; Saccharomycetes; Saccharomycetales; Saccharomycetaceae. Gene Ontology annotation, cellular component: fungal-type vacuole; cellular bud neck.